Molecule: messenger RNA, 1706 nt
Organism: Homalodisca vitripennis (glassy-winged sharpshooter)
Lineage: Eukaryota; Metazoa; Arthropoda; Insecta; Hemiptera; Cicadellidae
Exons: 5
Coding region: 834-1250 (138 amino acids)
Molecular function (GO): DNA binding
Source: RefSeq, a predicted model, not a curated record
CCUCUACAGCUCUUCUUUCUUAACAGAUUGAAUAUUGUUGGACGCACGCAGAAAUUAAUAAUGACAACGCAGUAGAGAGGACAGUGUUUUUCUUUACACGUUUGAAGAGAAAUGUACAAGUUUUAAAGUUUAAUGUACACCUGUUUUUCUUACACAGCUAAAUGUCAUUACUUCUUGUUUGUGUUCUAAUGUGUUGUCUUGUCUUCUUAUAGCCUUGACUUUGACUGAUGUAAACAGAAGAAUGGACCGGUUUAUGUUUGAGUAGUGUUGUGGUAAUGCGGUAUAUGGAUUAGUAAAUAUUGAAACUGUAAUGUUUUCCUAAGUGCCGUGUGUUCACACGUCUUACGUGUCAGCUAUUGCCUGCCUUUGUAAUCAAAAUGCGUAAUUAGUUGAAAUAUGUGGUACGAAACUAUUGGUCGUUUUAGGGUAUAACAAUGUAUUACCUAUGUUAAUGAAGUUACAUUAUGGUUUAUAGGUUAGGUAAAUAAUACAAUCAUAAUAUGCCUGUAGGGUUUCGUGAUUAUUUUCAUAUUGCUCUCCUAAUUUUUUGUGUUCCAUUUCAGUAUUAUUUUUCUAUUAAAAAAGAUGUUAGUAAUACUCCAAAGCAAAUUCUUGAAGUAGUUAGUGAAAUAAAAAACGUUAAAGAAAAUUGGUUCACCUUGGAAUCGUGGAAAAAUACUUGGAAGAAUUCCUUAUCAUGGGUUAUUAUGAUCAACUGUAGUGAAGUUUUAAUCCCGGCAACUAGCGCUGAGACAAUUGGAAGCUCGUAUAGGGCCAUGAAAUGAAGUAUAAAAAGUGGCAUACCAACCGACGUGCUUGCAGAUCAUCUCUUCAUGAAAAAGAAAUCAGACCGAGAAGCUGCACAAGAAUCUCCAGCAAUAGAAGUACUAGAAUACAGAAAAAAACAUGGUGUGAAAGAUAAAACUAUUAAAAUACAUGACAUGAGAUCACCAGGACUUUGGUUCCGAGUGGGGCAGGUUGUUCAACACAUUUAUGAAGGUUAUAAAGGAGUUAUUAUUGAAUGGGAGUUUGAUUCAAAGAGUUCAAGCACUCCCAUGUACAAAGUUCUUGUGGAUGAAGAUACAACAGAUGAGAAUUUUUCAAGUGUUGUAAAUGUAGUACAGGACCAACUUUAUUUACUAAAAAAUACAAAGGUGAAAAAUCGGCUUUUGAAAAACUACUUUACUGCUUUUGAUGGAACGCAGUAUAUCCCUCAACCCUGGUUGCAAGAACUCUUCCCAAAGGACUGACUAGAGAUUUCUCUAUGUGGUAGCAAUCAAUAAGAACUGCAAUAGUGGCAUCAUAAAAAACAAGUAAAGUGUUUAAUAUCAGACAACUUAGGGAGAAUUUACUCACAUUUUUAUUUUAACCAGUUAACUAAUCUUUUUUAUGUCAAAUGCUCUGACAAAUCUUAAUAAACUUCUCGUACCUAUCGUUGUGACUUCAUAAUCUUUGAUUAUAAAAAAAAACAAACACAACAAAAAUUGUGUUGUUUAAAAAUUUAACAUGUACAAAUUUAAUCCGACCAUGUAUAUCUAAUCUCAAAUUUCUUUACAAUAAUUAAGGUAACAGUCCAACAAUACAAUAAAUAAAACAUUAUUAUAAAUGUGUUAAUUUAUUUACAUUAUUAUAUUUUGUCAGUGUGCUGAUAGUCUAUAAACAAAUUAUCGAAUAAUGCAAUUAAUAAAACCUAUUAUUAAUAUUAA